Molecule: messenger RNA, 1236 nt
Organism: Monoraphidium neglectum
Lineage: Eukaryota; Viridiplantae; Chlorophyta; Chlorophyceae; Sphaeropleales; Selenastraceae
Exons: 10
Coding region: 1-1236 (411 amino acids)
Cellular component (GO): membrane
Molecular function (GO): D-arabinono-1,4-lactone oxidase activity; flavin adenine dinucleotide binding
Source: RefSeq, a predicted model, not a curated record
AUGAACGCACGCGCGCAGCUGACGGCCCUCAAGUAUAUGGAUGCCAAUGGUGACAUCCAUGACAUCACCCCUACCUCAGACCCUCACCUGUGGCGCGCCCUGACACUGGGCGUGGGCCGCCUGGGUAUCAUCCUGGAGCUGACCCUCAAGAUUGUGGAGAACCAGAGCGACGUAUCGAUCAAAACGUUCCUGGCUGACCUGCGGACCCUGCAAGAUGACUACAACGCGGCAAAGGGCGGCGCAGGGAAGCGGCCGGCGCCGGACACGGCCGCAAGCGUCUGGAAGGUGCUGCAGCCGUGGAACGACGCCCAGGUCUUCUGGCACUUCCCCCUGAAGAGCUGCUGGCUCAUCACCUACCAGCGCCUCUCCAACGCCACCCUCGCGCCGCCACCCGUCGAGGCCCUCAGCGGCCCUGUGGAGUACUCGGCCGGCGACGUCGCAAACGGCGCCAACCCCGCGGCCGGCCUGGUCGGGGCGGGCGACGCGCAGACCCUGCCGCCGGGCGCAUACCACCAGCGGUGGUCGCCAUCUGUGGGGUCGGCGCCGCUGAUGGGGCACAAUGCGAUGUACUGGGCAGGCGUGUAUGCUGCUUGGCUCGGAGUCAACGUCCAAUCAGAGACCCUGCCUGCCAGGAGGGCGUUCCUGUCCCUCAGCGAGAUGGAGAACAUCCUCUACUCCCCCUACAACUCCUACGACCAGUACGAGGUCGCCAUCCCUCUGAGCAGGGCGGCUGACUGCUUUCAGGCGCUGUCGGCGGAGGUCUACGGCCCCAGGGCCCUUUGGAACGGCUUUAGGGUGCCGGCCCUGCUGCGCUUCGUGUCAGGCGAGCGGUCGUACCUGGCACCAAGCAGCGUUGGCGCCACCCUGUACAUAAAUAUGGAGGACCAUGUUUCAUAUGCCACGGGCAAGCCCAACACGGGAUUCCAGGGGGUGGUGCACUUCCUGCGCACCCACCCGUCCUGCAGGGGCCGCAUGCACUGGGGCAAGGCCGGCUGGCCGCAGCACGCGCGCUGCUUCGACGGCGCCGCCGAGUAUGGGACCGACUGGUGCCACUUCGGCUGCGCCACGCGGCAGCUGGACCCCUCCGGAAAGUUCUCGUCCGCCAGCGACGUCUGGCACUGGUUUGCGACCGACCGGCGCAGCGGGGCGCGCGUCGAUUUUGGGCGCUGCUGCUUGGCGGCCGGCUUUGACGACGCGCGUUGCGUUUGCGCAAAGCGGAGCGACGGCUGCGUUUGA